This is a messenger RNA of Styela clava, 807 nucleotides long. The record is from RefSeq and is a predicted model, not a curated record. Lineage: Eukaryota; Metazoa; Chordata; Ascidiacea; Stolidobranchia; Styelidae.
AGUUGUACGAAUAAACAUGUUCUGUUAUUUGCAGAUUUUAUAUAGAUUUAUUUUAUAGCCAAUGCGAUGCUGUUGGGAAGCGAAUGUAUCGCGAAAGCGCUUGCAUAUAACUGCUGCAUCGUUUUAUUUUUAUUACUUGUCUGCCAUCCGGACUCGUCUAUAUUUGCAGAGGCACGCAGGCGAGGUAGUUCAAAAUCAUACAGGUUCAGAAAUGGUCACCAGAAGUGGCGAGAAUCAUCGGUGUUUCGCCAUAGACUAUCUAACCCAAAUAAGGAUGAUUCAAAUCACAAAAAAAUUGACAAUUUUAUGCCGCAACGAGCGCGGCCAACGGUUGAUGCAAGAACUGAGCGAAUAAGACAAGCUAUUUUAACUCUGCCAGAAUUAUCAAAACUUCUGGAUCCGCUAAGACACGCGUCAAAUAUAAAUGAUAUAUUUGCACCAGCGGACAAUUUUCACCUUAUGGGUACAGUAAGACGAAGAAGAUUAUAUUGUCGUGUGGGAAUGGGAUAUCAUUUAGAAAUUCGUCGAGAUGGAAGAGUAAUGGGUCGCCAUCGACCAACUCGUGAUGGUAUUUUAGAAAUCUUCAGCGUGAAGACCGGUGUUGUGGGAAUACGUGCAGUUGCCAGUCAACGUUAUUUAUGUAUGAAUAAACGCGGAAAGCUUUAUAGUUCGUCUCAAUUUAUUCAUGAAUGUGAAUUUCGGAAAGAAUCGAAGAGAAUAAUUUUAAUACGUAUGCAUCAAACUCAUACAGCAUCACGAGAAACGAACUGGGUACUACAUGUCGCUGACAAAAAGAGGAAAAUCUAA